Zeugodacus cucurbitae (melon fly) is the source of this 3491-nucleotide messenger RNA. RefSeq names its product protein toll-like. The record is from RefSeq and is a predicted model, not a curated record. The coding region runs from base 362 to 3421 and encodes 1019 amino acids. Gene Ontology annotation, cellular component: membrane. Gene Ontology annotation, molecular function: protein binding; transmembrane signaling receptor activity. Lineage: Eukaryota; Metazoa; Arthropoda; Insecta; Diptera; Tephritidae. The transcript has a single exon. Gene Ontology annotation, biological process: toll-like receptor signaling pathway; immune response.
ACAGAUUAAAAGACAAGUAUUUACUUUAACUUCGAGUUUGUGUAACUACGUAAUGAGAGUUCCUGGAAAAUCCUUAAAAGGUGGGAAAUUGCAAAACACACAUUUUCAGGUAAAAAUAUUUCGAACGCAGGUAAAGAAAGGAUUUGCGCACGCGAAAAUUUCCCCUUCAUUAAGGCAAACGUAUCUACAGAGCAUAAGUGCGAAACACCUUUUUACCUGCAUAGCUCUGAAGUCGAAAAAAACGUAUAAAAAGGGAGAGUAAAAUAUAUUGAAACCAGUUACAAAACUUUUUGCAUCGAUAGCACUACUAUCUCCGCAGAGACUUACGAACUUUUUGAAAAACCUCAAAAAAUCAAACAUCAUGAAUUAUUUUAAAAUAUUACGCUGUUUUCACAUAAGACUGCUACUGCUGCUUAUGUUUGCUACGAAUCUACCGCUGAUUACCGCAGUUUUCACGCCGGAGAACUGCAAAACGCUUAGCGCCAACACUAACUGUCAGUGUAUAACGGAACUUGCGCAUUUCGAGAUCGAAUGCGUAUCAACGAAAACGAGCGGCAAAUUUAGUCUACGCAUCGGACCCGGCAAGAAUGUUAAGAUCGAGUGUGAGGACAUAACAGCUGAAGACUACGAGAUCUUACCGACGUUGAAAAUUGGUUACACCAAAAUCGUACAAAUCCAACACUGCCCACUGCCUGAUAAUGAAGAGCCCAUAGCUAAACUGCUAAACCAACUGGGCGUCGAAAGAGUCAAUUAUUUCGCCUAUGCAAUUGACGAGAAUAGCGGCAAUAUUACACAACAACAUUUAAGUGGUCUAGAGAAAUUACAGCAUUUGAGGCUGAGCGCGAAAGCACAAAAAUAUUUGCCGGACAAUCUAUUCGAACAUCUAAAGAAUCUCGUAUGGCUGGAUCUGCGCUCAAACAAUUUGACGCUGAGCGACCGCUUGCUGGAACCAUUACCGAAUUUGACAUAUCUGGAUUUGGGACAUAACUUUUUGGAACGCCUACCCGAAGGUGUAUUUAAGAAACAACAAAAAUUGCAACAUUUAAAUUUGUGGAGUAAUCGUCUACGUACACUGAACAAGCAAACGUUCAGUGGUGCCGAGGAGCUGGUGCUUUUGGAUCUCAGUUCGAAUGAAAUAGAAUGUUUCGAACAUGACGUGUUCGCGCUACUCGGCAGUUUGAGAAGUCUGGAUCUAAAUAUGAAUAGAAUACGUGAACUACCUAGUGGACUAUUUGCUAAGAACAAGUAUCUUACGGAAUUCAGGCUCGUUAACAACAAAGUACAGCUGAAAACUUUGCCGCCCGCACUAUUUACAAAUUUAACCUUCCUAGAGGAAGUGCGUUUGAUAUGUGGCUUGGAGCAGGUACCGGCAGAUUUGUUCGCCAGCUCCACUAAACUGACAAACCUCACAAUGAGAAACAAUAUGCUUAGAACGUUACCGGAGAACUUUUUCAAAUCUCAACACAAUCUCUACGAUCUGGAUUUGUCACAUAAUCGUUUGGAAACCUUACCGGAUACGCUGUUUCAAUUUACAACAAAUCUAAUCGAACUCAAGCUGUCACACAAUCAACUCGUCGAAAUAUCAAGUGAGCUAUUUAAACCUUUAGCGCAACUGGAGCUGCUGCAUCUUGAGAACAACAACUUGGUUAGCAUCAGUUUUAAUGCUUUCUGCGAUACGGCCAACCUGAAAUACCUAAAUCUGGCAAAUAACCAAAUCGACUUGGUCGACACGCUGGAAGCCACAUCGCUGGAUUCUUUGGACGACGAAAUCACAAUUGGUACCACCUCACCUUUCCGUUUCCUGUUUAAACUGCGCGAACUCAACUUGCGUAAUAACUCUAUAAUGUACCUGCAUAAGGAUUGGCGAACACAACUGCUCGAACUGCGCAAACUCGAUCUCAGUUACAACAACAUACACGUGUUCUCGGAUCACGAUCUGCGUUUCCUGAGCAAACAUGUGACACAUGUUAACCUGACACACAAUCUCAUUGAGGAAAUCAAUUUCAAUAGCAUCACAAGCUUGGACCUGCACACAGACCCGCGCACAAUACUUUUCGACCUCAAUGACAACCCGUUACAUUGCGACUGUGUGCUCUUGCACUUUCUACAAUUCGUAUUCGGCGAGUUCAGCGAAAAACUUGGCAACAAAGUCGAAAUCUUAACAAACAAUUUGAGAUGCGAAGGACCACCAGCAUUGAGAGAGAAGGAAAUAAUCGAUCUUAGCUCCAUGGAGCUUGUAUGUCCACUGGAUGAUCAGUACUCACAAGAGAAGCUGUGUCCAAACGGUUGUGAGUGCUUGGUGCGUCCAGUUGAUUUGAUGCUCAUCAUCAACUGUUCCCACAGCGAACUCACAGAAAUGCCAACGCUGCCGAGCGUGCCUAUACUCAAGGGCAUCGAACUGAUUGUGUCGCAUAACAGACUGGAGAGCCUGCCGCUCAACACUACACCCGGUUACUCCGAUGUUGUGGCACUACAUGCCGCCGGCAAUCAGCUGCGCCAGCUCAACUUGAACAAUCUACCGAAGAAUUUGGAGUUUUUGGAUGUGCGACAGAAUCUGCUGCAAAACUUGAACGCCAGUGUCUUGAAUUUUCUCAAUAGCAGCAACAAUUUGCAAGCUCUCUUCCUUACAAACAAUCCAUGGACUUGUGAUUGUGCGGCAAAACCAUUAUUGGAGUUCACACAAAGUGCGGCAAUACGACGCAAGCUCGCCGAACACGACAUGCAACACUUGAACUGCUUAGUGAAAUCGGGCAAUUCGACCAUCAGCCUGAGAUUCCGCGAUGUUAGCAGGAGCCAAAUAUGCCCAGUCAAGCGAACUCUGUAUAUCAUCAUCGGCUUGACAAUCGCGCUCGCUGUACUAAAGAUCGGCAUCUUCACAUUCAUUUAUCGCAGAUAUCGCCACCGUUUCGGCAGAUGUCUCAACGCCAACAUGGAGGAUGACAAUAAAUGUUACGACGCCUUCGUCUCUUAUGCGCCGCUGGAUGAACACUUCAUCAUUGAACACUUGAAACCCGAACUGGAGAAUGGUCCCAUACAAUAUCGGCUGUGUUUACCCAAACGUGACUGGAUCGUCGGCGAUUGUUUCACACAACACACGGUGUGCUCGGUAAACGAGUCACAGCGCACCAUAGUGGUGUUGUCGCAGAAUUUCAUAAAGACCGUGUGGUCUGACAUGGAAUUCCGCAUGGCGCACCAAACUGCACUAGCUGCGGUACAAAAACAUUUGAUAAUCAUAAUGUAUGGCGACAUUGAAGAAGUGGAAAACUUGGAUAGCGAACUGCAAACGAUUCUGAAGGCGAACACGCACCUCAGAUGGGGAGAUCCUAGCUUCUGGAGUAAACUGCGCGCCGCUUUGCCGCAAGACACUUGCAUCGAGCGCUUGGAAAAGGAGAUGUCCAAACUGGAGAUGUGCGUGGUUUAGAGGGAAUAUGAAAUAGCAGUUGGUUUCCCUUUGUAUAUAUUAAAUAUACAGCUAAAGCUGUAGCCGUAGA